AUGGUGUUCAAGUGGAUGUUCCAGACAAGUAUGGUGAGAACACCACUACAUGCUGCCUACUGGUUUGAUGAAGAUAACAUCAUCAAAUUGUUGACAGAAUCAGGAGCCAGUAAUUUGGAGGCAGUGAAAGUUGAAGGCGAGACUCCCCUCUAUGCUGCAUCAAAGGGAGGCUACAGUGAAAUCGUGAAAGAACUACUGAAGGCUAAUGCUAGGAGUGAUCUGCCAAACAUGGAUGGCAAGACAUCAUUAUACAUAGCAUUUUACUAUGGUCAUGAUAAAGUAGUACAAGUAUUUCUAGAUCAUGGUGUUCAAGUGGAUGUUCCAGACAAGGACACUCUUCUACUCAAAUCUGCUAAAGAAGGUGAUUUGGAAGUUGUGAGAGAAUCUCUCACCAAACAAGCCAAUAUUAACAUUGCUAAUGAGGAUGGAAAGACUGCACUUUAUGUGGCUGCUGAGAACAACCAUACAGAUAUUGCACUUCUUCUGAUUGAGUGUGGCUGUUUUAUUGAUAUUAAGAAUAAAUAUGGACAGAUUGCACUUCAUGUGGCUGCUGAGAAUAACCAUACAGAUAUCACACUUCUUCUGAUUGAGAGUGGCUGUUUAGUUGAUACUAAGGACAAUGCUGGAAGGACUGCACUAUAUGUAGCUGCUAAGAAUAACCAUAAAAAUAUUGUACUUCUUCUGAUUGAGAGUGGCUGUUUAGUUGGUUCUAAGGACAAGUCUGGACAGACUGCACUCCAUGUGGCUGCUGAGAAUAACCAUACAGACAUUGCACUUCUUCUGAUUGAGAGUGGCUGUUUAGUUGAUGCUAAGGACAACGAUCUUGCCUACCUUGCUGAUCCUCCAUUAACUGAUGAUGACAUUAAACUUGCCUCUAAUCACUUGUAUGAGAAGACAUCCUCAAG
Gigantopelta aegis is the source of this 905-nucleotide messenger RNA. Its product is annotated as ankyrin repeat domain-containing protein 6-like. The annotation marks the transcript as partial. The transcript has 10 exons. The record is from RefSeq and is a predicted model, not a curated record. Lineage: Eukaryota; Metazoa; Mollusca; Gastropoda; Neomphalida; Peltospiridae. Gene Ontology annotation, molecular function: protein binding.